Messenger RNA from Monosiga brevicollis MX1, 1329 nucleotides. RefSeq lists its product as uncharacterized. The coding region runs from base 1 to 1329 and encodes 442 amino acids. The record is from RefSeq and is a predicted model, not a curated record. The transcript has 4 exons. Gene Ontology annotation, biological process: ceramide biosynthetic process. Lineage: Eukaryota; Choanoflagellata; Craspedida; Salpingoecidae. Gene Ontology annotation, molecular function: sphingolipid delta-4 desaturase activity.
AUGGUCCUGACCUAUCAACCCAACCAGGUGGCCAAGUCUUGGCUGGCGUGGCAAACGGAUAAGCCAUCGGCAGCUCAUUGGCAUGGAAUUCGCCGGGCCUUGCUUUUGCGCACCCACCCGGAAAUCAAGGCUCUCCUGGAUUAUCAUCAAGGUGGUCAUGCCAUGCAUCACUUGCAUGCGGGAACGCCGUACGACAACGAUGCCACUGCCCUGUUCUGGGCCUGGGAGAAGGUCCCCGUGCGCUGGCUCGACUCGACGGUCGGCUCGGUGUUGUGGGCUUCGGCCGUGGCCCUAGCCCUCCCCGUCAUUUACUUUGGGUCCCUCUUAACGUGGUAUUGCAUCCACCCCGCUCUUAACCAGCGCGAGGUCGUCUACGCAGCCGUUGACCUAGCCGCCACCGCCGUGGCUUAUCGACUGGCUUGGCAACAGGCGGGUUCCCAGGCCUUGGUUUAUUUGGUACUCUCCACCGCCUUCUCCAUGGGUUUUCUCGGACACCCUCUGCUUGCGUUUUGGGUAACACAGCACGUGUGCGAAUCACCCCCGAGCCUGGACGGUGACAUUCUGUGCCCGGGCGAGCACCGUGCCCUUUGGCGCCAUGUGGCUCAGCGAGCGCUUCCAAUCUACCAAUACACCGCUCAACCCUCGUUGAGUUACUACGGGUCGACCAUGUACAAUUGGCUCACCGUCAAUGAACUACUACACGUCGAACACCACGACUUUGCCCAAAUUCCUUGGACGCGCUUGCCCUGGCUUGCGCGAUUGGCACCUCAGCUGUACCACGGCCAUGAUGCAGACGGGCGCCCACUAACUCCCUGUCGCUGCGGAGGACACGAGGCCGCGGCCUUGUCCGAGGAGCUGCGGUCACGUACUCCAGAACCGAAUGAGGGUCGACAGCUUGCCCCAGCCAAGAGUGCAUCGGCGUGCAGCUGUGCCGAGGUGCGACGGUUCCUUCUCAGCACCGAGCGAGCCUGGCAGGGUUGGGCGGCACUGGCGUCACCCCCGCAACCGGCAGACCAGCGUGAGGCUGAGGCCGAUACCGCCAGCAACACUGGACCUUAUGCCACCCAACGCGAACGUGCUCGCUGCGCACCCUUGUCUGCUGCUGAGCAGCUGGCGGCUGUGCCGCCCAUGACCGCACUCUAUUCGCUCUACGGUGACAUUAUUCUCCCCUGGCUCCGCGCACGAGAUAUGAAGUUUGACUUUGCCUGCCGGCACACGCUGGAAACCCACGUGAACAGCCGCCAGGCCAUUGCGUUUGACAUUUACACCCAGCUUCAGCGCCUCCCCAGCGGCGUCGCUCGUGCCGCCAUGGAAGAAAACGCACUCUGA